AUGCUUGUUACUUCUUCCCAAAAAAAAGAAAAAAUACAAGAUAUUACUACAAAUAUUUUAAACUUAAAGCGGAGUGUGGAAAAUGCUUAUCAAGACAUUUAUAAUGCCUUAGACGAAUUAGCUCUAAAGUAUGAUGAUAACGAUUAUGAUUUGUUAAGCAUGGAAGUCAUAGAUAUUACCUCCAAGUGGGCAAGUGAAUUCAAAAAUACCACGAUUAAUUUUGCUAAAGGAGCAUUUUCAAAGAAAUUGGAAUUGGAAGAAGAUGUGGUAGAAGAAUGUAAGAGAGUUAUUCAAGAAUCUCAAAACAACAAUACCAUUCUUAAAUGGAUUAUCUCUGAAAGUUCCGUAGCCUCCUUGGGUCAAUGGGUAGAAAAUUUAGAGUCGCGAAAGAAAUGUUCUCCCAAUCAAAAUUAUAAAUCAACGAAUACAAAAGCUUCAGCGAUUGGUGACCAACCUGACAUAAUGUUUACGGUUAAAAUUAGUGAGAAAGCCCUAGAGUUACUUUACCUUGAAAACCAUACUAAAUUGAUUUGCUUAUGUAAGGGCGGAUACAAUUUUGUGACCACCCAAAAACGAUUGAAAGACAACAAAGACAUUUAUUCUUUUCUUACAAUUCUGGGUAUUAAUAUAACUGAUGAGGCUGCAGUCAAGCAUAUUGGAAAUUUAGAUGAGGCUGCAGCCAAAAGUACAUUGGAAAUUGAGAUAAGGUUGUAG
Messenger RNA from Racocetra fulgida, 714 nucleotides. NCBI's taxonomy places the organism in Eukaryota, Fungi, Glomeromycota, Glomeromycetes, Diversisporales, Gigasporaceae. The record is from the annotation of a GenBank genome assembly.